Molecule: messenger RNA, 2246 nt
Organism: Linum tenue
Lineage: Eukaryota; Viridiplantae; Streptophyta; Magnoliopsida; Malpighiales; Linaceae
Source: the annotation of a GenBank genome assembly
ACAAAAUCCAGCAAACCCGAGGUUUCGUUUCUUCUCUUCUCUAUUCCACUUCCCGCCGGCGGUUCAAGGACAGACGAGCAGAGCGGCGUCGGGCUUUUCUUUCCGUCCCGGCGGAGAUUUCAAAUGUCUUCAUUCUGAGUGAAGAGCACCCGGUAGGCUUAUUCACAUCAUAACUGUGCAGAGAUUGAUCCAGGGUAAGGAAAUAUCAAAAUGGCCAAUAGUAAAUAUGAGUACGUGAAGUCAUUUGAAGUUGAAGAUGAAAUUGCACUUCCCAGUAUCAUUGUUGUUCGACUUCAUGCUCGUGACUUUGUAAGAUUCUGCAAAGCUCACGAGCUAAGAAGGCCUUAUGAUGAAGAAGCCUUGGAGUUGAUGAACUCAUGUGCGGAAUUUGUGCAGAGAAAAUAUCCAGAUAUACUCUUUUCUUAUGGAUUCAAUGAUGAAUACAGUUUUGUCUUUAAGAAGAAAUCCAAGUUCUAUGAGAGGCGAGCUAGGUACUGUACACAAGCUAUCAAGGGAAAUGGAGAAUUUUUAACUUAGUUUUUGUACAUUUUUGUCUUCUGAUGACUUAAGGCUCAUGUAACUCCUUUUUAUGACUUUUCAGCAAAAUUUUAUCCUUGGUUACAUCAUGUUUCACUUCAGUAUUCGUUGACAAGUGGAAAGAAUUUUUCUCGGAAAGAGAACUGAAAUUUCCUCCUUCAUUCAGCGGACGAGUUAUUGUUUGUGCAACUGUUGAUGUUCUUCAACAUUAUCUUGCAUGGAGACAACAUGAAUGUUAUAUAACAAAUCAGCAUAGUGCUUGUUUUUGGGCGUUGGUUAAUCAAGGGAGAACUGAAAAGGAAGCAGAAGAGAUUUUGAAAGAUACGAAAAAGCAAGAGCAAAAUGAGAUGCUUCAUCAACAAUUCAAUAUCAAUUACAAUAAUCUUCCGAAAAUAUUCCGCUGGGGUUCUUGUGUCCUACUCAUGGAGGUGGAAGCUAUUGUAAAGUACGACAAGGAUGGAUGUCCUAUUACAAGAUUGAAAAAGCAAAUAUCAACAGUCCAUUCUCAAGAUAUAGCUAGAAGAACCUUUUGGAAUCAGAAGCCAAGUCUCGUAAAAGAACUGGGUUCUUUUGUGGAAGAUAUCAAAAGAAUCGACAAAGAUUAUGUUAAGUAUUUCCAAUCCAAAAACAAGUUGAUGCCAUAUACUUGGGGAGUCAUAAGAAUCGAUGGAAGCCAUUUCCACAAAUUUGCUGAUGUCCAUAAUUUCGAGAAGCCAAAUGAUGAACAAGCUUUGAAGUUAAUGAAUGAAUGUGCAGUUGGUGUUCUGGAUGCGUUCCGAGAAUUUAUAUUCUCAUAUGGUGUUAGUGAUGAGUACAGCUUUAUAUUAAAGAGAAGCAGUCACCUUCAGAGAACCCAUGCUAGCGAUAUUGUGUCUUCUGUAGUAUCGUUCUUUACAUCCAUGUACGUGAUGAAAUGGAAGGCCUUCUUUCCAUUGACAGAUCUAGUUUGUCAGCCCUCAUUUGAUGGAAGGGUUGUCUGCUAUCCAUCAACAGAUAUCCUGCGAGAUUAUUUGUCAUGGAGGCAAGUAGAUUGCCACAUAAACAACCAGUAUAAUACUUGUUUCUGGAUGCUGGUUAAGUCAGGAAAAAGUAGAAGUGAGGCGCAGCAGAUAUUAAAGGGUACUCAAUCACAGGAGAAAAUGGAACUGCUUGCUAAUAACUUUGGUAUUGACUACAAUGCUAUAGGGGAAAAGUUACGCCUUGGUUCCUCGGCUUUCUGGGAAGAAGAGACUGGCUGCAGCAAGAUUGUCGUACAACACUGCAACAUAAUUGAUGGUGGUUUUUGGGAAGCACAUCCUUACAUUCUUGCUUAGCUCUUCCAAUGAUUCUGGAAUUCAGUUCAGUCAAAGGCUAAACUUAGAAGUUCGCUUAUGAACUCACAACGGCGAGCCAAUUGCUUCUCAAAGGUGCAAUCAAGUGCAAUAUUUUGAUUGCAGGCUGCCAACUAGAGGUCAAUGGUGCAUGAAGAUAUUUUAUGGAGAUCGCUGUCUCAAGUUCUCAUGCUUAAGCUAAUACGGUAGCCUCUCUUUAGGAGUGAAGGUGCUCAAGUGUAUUGGCUGAGAAUUAUGUCCUAGAACACCAUUCUAAUGAGGAAUUUGUAUUCUAUAAUCCUUUGACACUAAUGUUGUGACAUUUAUGAUGCAUAUUCAAAGAUGUACAUUGUAGAUUCUUCUCACAACAUUGAUUUUUGCUGUCUGCCUAUAUCAGAA